Messenger RNA from Closterium sp. NIES-65, 18579 nucleotides. The record is from the annotation of a GenBank genome assembly. Lineage: Eukaryota; Viridiplantae; Streptophyta; Zygnematophyceae; Desmidiales; Closteriaceae.
AUGGAUGGCGACGGAUCGGCGAAAGGUGGUGACGACGAUUGUAACAAGCCGUACGAAGAAGGCGAAGAUGACUACAACGUGGGAGAUGACAUGUACGGAGACGAAGGUGAUUAUGGCGAGGAAGGUGGUGCCGAGGGUUCAGGAAAAGGACGGCCGCACCCCCCUGGCGAUGGGCUUCACGAGGGGGGCGACGGCGAAGAGUACGGCGAGGAAUACGGCGAAGAGGACGCAGAAGGAGAAUAUUACGAGGAGGAAGAGGGUGUUGAGGGGCAGAAGGUGGGAGGCGUGAAGGGCGAAGGAGAGGGGGAAUACGAGGGGGAGGAAGGGGACUGGGAGGGCGAAGGCGAGUAUUACGAUGAGGAAGGCGAAUACGUGGAAGGGGGUGGCGAUGGUGGAGCGAAGGCGGCUGGCGAGGGAGAGGAGCACUACGAGGGCGAGGAGGGGUACGGCGAGGGCGAGGAGGACGGGGAGUGGUACGGGGAAGAAGGCGAGGGGCACGCGGAGGGCGGAGGGGGCGCGGAAGGUGGGGCGCACGCAGAAGGGGAAGAGUAUGCAGAAGGGGGGGAGUACGGGGAAGAGGGGGAGUGGGAUGAGGAGUAUGGUGAAGAGGGUUAUGGGGAGGAGGGGGAGUAUGCGGAAGAAGGGGGAGAGUACGCGGAAGAGGGGGGAGAGUACCCGGAAGAAGGGGGAGAAUAUGCGGAAGAAGGGGGAGAAUACGCGGAAGAAGGGGGAGAAUACGCGGAAGAGGGAGGAGAGUAUGCGGAAGAAGGGGGGGAACACGCGGAAGAGGGGCGCGAAGAGGAAGGUGGUGGUGAUGUUCUUGCGGAGGGGGCAGAGGGGGGCGAAGUUGAAGAAGAGCUGCCGCGGGAAGAGGGGGAUAUGUAUGCGGAAGGGGAGGACAUGUACGGGGAAGACGGGGACAUGGGCAAGAAAGAGAGCGGCAAGGGCAGCGCGGAAGGGGCUGAGGGCGGAACGGAGGAGGCGGAUGAACGGUUGGGGGAGGACGAUUUGCACCCGGAGGAAGAGGGGGGUUACUUGGAAGAAGAGGGGGAGUACCCGGAGGAAGAGGGGGCAUACCCAGGGGAAAAGGUGGAGUACCCAGAAAAAGAAGGAAAAUUCCCAGAAGAAGAAGGGGAAUAUCCAGAGGAAGAGGGGAAGUACCCAGAGGAAGAGGGGGAGUAUCCAGAGGAAGAGGGGGAAUACCCAGAGGAAGAGGGGGAAUACUUGGAGGAAGAGGGGGAAUACCCGGAGAAAGAAGGAGAGUACCCGGAGAAAGAGGGGGAAUACCCAGAGGAAGAGGGGGAAUACCCGGAAGAAGAGGGGGAAUACCCGGAGGAAGAGGGGGAGUACCCGGAGGAAGAGGGGGAAUACCCGGAGAAAGAAAGAGAGUACUCGGAGAAAGAGGGGGAAUACCCGGAGGAAGAGGGGGAAUACCCGGAGGAAGAGGGGGAAUACCCGGAGGAAGAGGGGGAAUACCCGGAGGAAGAGGGGGAGUACCCGGAGGACGGGGGACAGGAAGGGGAGGAACCGGGGAUGCAGGAAAGGGAGGGGGGGCUGCAUGAGGAGGACGGCGCAGAGGGGGAGGCGGAGGAAGGAGUGUGGCGUGAAGGCGGCGACGAGGAGGAGGGCGCGAGGGCAGUGCUGUCGGAGGGGGAGGAGGAGCGCACUGAAGCAGCCGCGGAGGAGGGGCAGAGGGAGGAUGCGGGUACGGCGAGUAAGGGCGAGGGAGUUGCAAGCAGGGCACGCGGCGAGGAGAGUGAUGCAGAAGAUGCGGAUGAUGGGGGAGGUGGCGCCGCAGAGGUGGCGAGCGCGGAGGGCGAGGAUGAGCGGGGGGACGAGGGCGGCGAGCAGAGGGUUCGAAACGACGAUGAGGGCGCUGGGCUUGCGGAGGAGGAGAGGGAGGGGAGGGUGGGGGGAGGGGAGGAAGAGGUUGAGGAGCGUGGCGAGGAUGCUGAGGCAGACGGAAGGGACGUUGCAGGCCGCAGUGCUGGUGAGGGGAGCGACGAGGAGGGUGAUGGGCGCAGUGACGGUUGGCAAGGGUCACGUGGGAGGGCAGGCAGUGAGGACGAAGGGGGCGACGGGGAGAUGGGGAGGCGUAGAGCGAGUGAGGAUGGCGGGGAUGGGGAGGGAAGGGGAAGGCUGUACAGUGAUGAUGAUGAGGAGGAAGGGGGGUACGGUGGACGGCGAGGGGAGGGACGGGGCGAGUACAGCGAGGAUGAGAGGAGUGAUUACAGCGACGAGGGAGCGGGGCGAAGGGGAAGGCGACCCCUGUACAGUGAUGAGGAGGAUGAGGGCGCGCGCGGGAGAGAUGGGGAGCGGCCGCGGGGAAGAUACAGUGACGAUGAGUACAGUGAUGAGGACAGGGGGUACGGGCGACGCAGGGACAGGCGUGCUGGUGAUGAGGAUGAGGAUGAGGAUGAGGAAGGAGAGGGGUACAGGCGGAGAGAGCGGUAUAGUGAUGAGGAGGAUGGCGACGAGAGGAGGAGAGGACGCUACAGUGACGAGGAGGAGGAGGAAGAGAGGUACAGGAGGCGAGGGGAGAGGUAUAGCGAGGACGAGAGGUCGGAGGGUGCAGACGAGGAGGCCAUGGAAGGAGCAGAGGGGGAGGGAGCAGGAGGGGAUGGGGAGGGAGGUGCGGGUGCAGUGGAUGCUAAGGGCACAGGGGAGGGCGGCGAGGAAGAAGACACAGCUUCACAUGGCGCGGAGGGUGGUGAGAUGGUGGGGCAGGAGGACGAACGGCACAGCGAGGAGGACGAGCAGGGCGGUGAGGAGGAGGGGGGAGUGGACGGCAAGGCCACACGUCCCCAGGAGCGGAGUGAAGGGGAAGUGGACGCGGGGGAGGAUGCAGGCGAGGAAGGGACGGAUGCGCUUCAGAACGAAGGGGAGUGGGAAGGGAAGGAGAGUGCUGGGGAAGAGAAGAGAGGUGGGGCAAAUGACGUGAGUGGUGAGGAGGAAGAAGGGGUAGGAGGAGGCGCAUCUGGUGCUGAUUUUGGUGAGCUCAUGGGGGAGGAACGACAAGGGGAGGCGAAAAGGGACUUGCUCAGCGAUGGUGAGGAGGAAAGGCAUGCACACAGUGAGGAGGAGAGAGAUGUGUACAGGGACGAGGAAAGGGAUAUGCAUGGUGAGGAGGAAGAGGAUAUGUAUGGUGAGGGUGGUGCAGACAUGCAAAACGAGGAGGAGAGGGAUAUGUAUGGCGAGGAGGAAGGGGGAAUGCGAAGCGAAGAGGGGAGAGAGAUGUAUGGGGAUGGCGAAGGGGAAAUGCAAGGCGAGGAGGAAAGGGAAAUGCUAAGCGAGGGGGAGCAGGAUAUGUAUGGCGAAGAACCCGAAGGUGUCCAGAGGAGUGAGGAUGGGUUGAGCGAGGAUGAGUCUCUUCUGCGUGGUCGUGGUGGUAAAGCUGGUGCGUUCCGAAGCGACGCGGGAGAGGAGGCGGCAGAGGGUGAGGAGGCAGAAGGUGAGGAAGGUGGAAUUGAGAAAGGGACAUAUGGGGAAGGGGCCGACGAGGAAGGCAGUGACUAUAACGAGAGCCCCAGGGCUGAUGGAGGAGGUGGGACAGUGAGGGAGGAGGGGGACGAGGAAGAGCGAGAAGGAGAGGAGCAGGAGGAGAGGCGUGAGCCGGGGUUAGAGAGAGAUGAGGAGGAUGCAGCAGAAGAAGGGACCGAGAAGGGAGGGGCAGGAUCAGAUGAUGAAGGGAUGGAUGAGGAGGGAGAUGAAUAUAGAGAGGGAGACGAAGAGCUCUAUGACGAGGACGAGGAGCACGGGCUGACUGCACGCAUGCAGGGGAGGCGAGGAGGGAUGAGGGGGGAAGAGGAGGAAGAGGAGGAGGGGGAGGAGUUGUACGGAGGGUAUGGGGACGAGGAUGACCGCUCUCCACGUGAGUUUGGAGGGAGCGAAGGACUGGAGGGAGAGGAGGGCGAGGAGAGGGAUGGCGAUGGGGGGGAGGAGGAGCUGUACGGAGAGCAGCAUGAGGAGGAGGAGGGGGUGGGGGCGGGCGGAGAGACAGACGAUGUGUCUGAGGAGGGGUUGACACCAAGAGGGUUGAGGGGCAGUGAGCAGAUGAGCGUGGGGGAGGAAGAUGCAGAGGAGGAGGGGGAGAAGGGAAGGGCGAGUGUGAACGAGGAAGAGGAAGGCGCAGAUGAGAGAAAGGAUGUGUUGAGGAUGCCGGAUGUGCUUUCGGACGAGGAGGGCGAGAGGGAGGACGGGGAGACGCCCAGGCGUGCACGGCAGCGCGGAGAGGGCAGCAAGCACAAGGAGGAGGAGGAGGAUUUGGAGGAGGAGCGGAGGAAGGGAAGUGAAUGGGACAGCGAGGAGGAGAGAGUGAGGUCUGGUGCAGGCAGUGAGGAAGGGGGAACUCCAAGGGCGAUGGGGAGAAGGAGGAGGGGAGGGAGGCACCGAGAAGGGGAAGAGGAUGAGAGCGACGGCAGUGAGUAUGGCAGGGGGCUGCGAGGUGAGGGGUACAGUGAUGACGAGAGGUACAGCGGGCGGGGCAGUGAGAGGGGUAGUGAGAGGGGUAGGGGUGAUUACAGUGACGAGGAGAGGUACAGGCGGCGAUAUGGUGACGAUGAGGAGUUGAGUGACGAGGGCAGUGAGUAUGGGCGUGGGAGGGGGCCGGCCAGGGAUGGGUAUGGUCGCAGGGGGAGAGGGCUGGAGGGAGAGGAGGAGAGGAGGAGUGAGGAGGGGUCAGAGGUGGUGAGUGAUGUGGAUGGGGAGGAGGUGGUGGGCAGACGUAGCGAGAGUGGCGGAAAGGGUGCGGGGCAUGGGGUGGGUGGCGAGGAGGAGGCGGAUGGCGAGGAGGGGAGGGAGGAGGAAGCUGGUGAAGGAGGGGUUGAUGGGAUCCAGAAGGCCACAGAGGACGAGGAUGCGCGUGGGGACGAGAAUCAGGAGGAGGGGGAGGAGGACGGGGUGGGUGAGGGGAACAUAGAGGGGAAGAGGCGUGUACGGUUUACAAAGGAGGAGGAGCAUGAGGUGUGGGAGACAGAGCGGGCGAGCGAUGGCGAUGGGGACGAGGACGAGGAGGAGAUUGAUGAAGACGAUGGGGGCAGGGGAGCGAGCACGAGGCAGACGAGGGCAGAGGGGAGUGUGGAAGGGAGUGUGGAAGGGAGUGUGGAAGGGGAGAGUGAGGGCGAGGGGAGUGUGGAUGGGAAGCGGAGGGAGAGGCGGAUAGUGUGGCGAGACGAGGUGGGUAAUGAGUUGGAGGAUACGCAGCGAGGCGAGGAGGAUGAGCAGGAGGGCGAGGAGGGGCCGAGGGAGGAGCAUGAGUGGGGGAGCGAAGAGGAGGAGGAUGAGGAGGGCAGGGCGAGGGAGGAGCAGCGCAACAUGGGUCCGCAUGAGAUGGAGGAGGAGGAGGAGGGCGAGGAGGCGGGGAGCGGCGGGGAGGAGAACUGGCGAGAGGAGUUUGGGAGCGGCAGAGACGGUGAGGAGGACGAGGAGGAUGAAGAUGAGGAGGGUGUGGAGGCAAGGGGUCGAUUUGGCAGGGGGGAUGGUAGAGACGAGGAGGAGGAGGACCUAUUCCCUGUUGGGGGGUAUGGGGAGGACGAGGAGGAAGAGGAGGAGGAGGAGGGGGACGAGAUGCGGAGAGGGAAGGAGGAAGAUGAGGAUGAGAUGCCUUACACUCCCCAGACGCCUGAGUUCAUGGGACGUGAGCAGAUGCGCGGGGUAGGGUUUGCACGGCGAAGAGGCGGUGAUGCUGGUGGGCACGAGGAGGAUGAGGAGCGAUCAGAGAGGGACGACGGGUCGGACGUGCACGAGAGGGACAGUCGUGGGGAGGGGCAGGAAGGCGAGGAGGAGGGAAGUGUGGAGGGGAGUGUGAAAGGGUUGCGGGUUAUGAGGCGCGGGGUUGGGCUGCUUGGCAGCAGCACCAGCAUGGGAGAGAGCUCGGAAGGCGGCGACCUGUUCCCUGUGUACGAUGAUGAUGAGGGGGAGGGGGAGGAGGAGGAUGGGCAUGGGGAGGGAGGGAGGCGGCGAGGCGAGGAGAAGUUGAGUAUAGAGGACGGGGAUGAGUGGGACAGUGGCGAGGAGGGUGCGAGCGACCAUGGUGGCAGGCGGGUUGGACAGGGAGCAUGGCGGGGGGAAGAGAUGGGGGAGGACGAGGGUGGGGAGGAGGAGGAGGAAGGGGAAGGGGAGGGCAGGGGGGUGGAGACGGGUCCAAGCAGAGGAGCGAGUGUGGGCGCGGGCGGUGCGUUCCCCAGGUCGGCAUCGCAGAGCCUCCAGCGCAGCAGCAAGUACAUGCGCGAUGUGAUGCUCGAGAUGCAGGCUGACGAGGACGAGGCGGAGGGUAAGGGCGAGGAGCGAGAGGGAGAGGAUAUGGAGGGAGAGGAGGUAGAGGAGGGAGAGGAGGGGGACGAGGAGAUGGAGGCGAGAGCAGGGAGGUUGAGCGGCAGGGUGAGAAGGGAGGGAGCGCGGUCGCUGCUGCCCAAGUCGUCGUCUCAGUCGAGCAGUCUGCAGCGCAGCGGCAAGUUCGAGCUUGACUUCCUGCACGAGCUCGACGCCGAGGCUGGUGGCUUGGCACGCUCCGAUGAUGGUGAUGAGGAGGGCGAGUGGGAUGAGGAGAGGGAGAGGGCGAGGGAGGAGGAUGGGGAGGGGGGUGAGAAUGGCAGCAUGGGAGGGGCCAGUAGAGAGGAUGCAGCGGAGGAGGAUGAGGAAAGUGAGGGGGGAGGUGGUAGUGUGGGGUUGAGAGGGAGGAGUGAGGCGAGGAUGGGGGAGGGGGGUGAGAGGCGCGCGUCUGCGCGGUCGCUGUUCCCCAAGUCGGCGUCGCAGAGCCUGCAGCGCAGCAGCAAGUACGUGAGCGACCUGCUCAGCGACCUGGACCUGUAUGGCGAUGGCGCCGGGCAGGGCGCAGGCGAGGGCGCGCAGGGAGGGAAGGCGAAGGCGAGGGGUAGGGAGGCGAAGGGAGGACUGCAGCGCAGCAGCAAGUACCUGACUGGUGGGGGGAUGCACGAGAUGGGGGAGGAGGGCGAGGAAGGGGAGGAUGAGGUGGGUGGGGAGGAGAGAGGGGGCGAGUGGGGCAGGGGCAGGGGCGAGGAUGGCGGGCGGCAGGCGGCAAUGGCUCGCUUCCCCAAGUCGCAGUCGCAGAGCCUGCAGCGCAGCAGCAAGUACAUGAGCGACCUGAUGGGCGAGCUGGGCUUGCAGCGAGGUGGCAGUGGUAAGGUCGGUGAUGGUGGUGGCGCUGGCGCUGGUGGUGGGCUGAGGAGCCGCGCGUCUGGCGGGCUGGAGCGCAGCAGCAAGUAUGUGAAAGACUUAAUGGAGGAGUUGCAGGAGGAGGGGGAGCCAGGGGACGGGCGCGAGGAGGAGGAUGAGGAGGAGGAGGGUGGUGGUGGAUUUGGCAAUGGCAGUGCGAGAGGCAGCAGCGUGGGCGGGGGGGCAGGAGGGCUGCAUAGAAGCACCAAGUACGUGAAGGACCUGCUGUCUGACCUGGAUCUGUAUGAUGAUCACGUGGCUGCUGAGGCUGCUGCAGACGCUGCUGCUGCUCUCGCUGCUGCCAGGGGCGGCCGUGCUGCUGGGUCUGGUGAGGCGGAGGAUUAUUUAUCGGAGGAGGAAAGGGAUGGGCAAGAGCAGGAGGAGGGGUAUGGGGAGCAGGAGGAGUAUGGGGAGCAUGAGCUGGAGUAUGAGGAAGACGAGGAAUUCAGAGAGGAGGGGGAGGAGUAUAGGGAGGACAUGGAGGGGGAUGAGGAGGUAGCAGAGCGGGCAUGGGAAGCAGAGCAGCAGCAGCAGCAGAAGCAGAAGCAGCAGCAACAGCAGGCGUCGUCGCAGCAUGAGCAGUCGUCGCAGCUGGCGCGCAGCAGCAAGUACAUCUCGGACCUCAUGGACGAGCUGCGCGGCGAGGAGGACGAGCGCGAGCAGGAGGAGAUGCACGCCCGCGCCUCCGCCACCCAGGAAGGGCUGCAGCGGAGACCCAGCGGCAUGCAGGGGGGGCUUCGAGGCGGGCUGAGGCGGAGUGGUAACCACGUGGGCGACGUCCUGGCUGCCAUGGGGACAGAGGAGGGGGAUGCAGUGGGGGGCGCGGGGGAGAGGGAGGGGGAGGAGGAGGUGGAAGGGAUGUGGGAUGAGGAACGGGAAGAUUGGAAGGAUGGGGAAGGAGAGGAGGGUGAGGAGGGAGGGGAGAGAGAGGAAUGGGAGGAAGGGGUGGGGUAUGGGAGGAGGGAGGAUGGGCGGGGGUCGGAGGACGGAGAGGCGCUGAUGAGAAGCCCUCGCGGUGAGUGGGAGGGGGAGGAGGGCGAGGAGGGGGACGAGGGGGAGGAGGGGAGGAGGUUUGGUGAUGGGGAGGAAAGGGAGGAAGAGGAAUGGGAGGAGGGAGCAGGGUCACAGCAGGGAGGAGAGGAAGGAGAGGAAGGAGAGGAGGACGCGGGCAGGAGGAGGCGGACGAAAAUACAGUGGAAGGAUGAAACAGAGUGGAAGGGAGAUGGGGAGGAGGGUGGAGAGGAGUGGCAUGAGGAGGGGGGUGAGGAGGGAGAGUGGGACGGGGAGGGUGAGGAAGGGAGGUAUGGGCAUGGGGAUGAGGGGGAGGGGGUUGAUCUGUUCCGUGAAGGCGUGCAUGGUGGCAUGGGUGAUGAUGACGACAUGCGUGAUGGCGUGCAUGGGGGCAUGCGUGAUGGUGUGCAUGGGGGCAUGCAGGGCGAGGAGUGGCGCGAUGUCGAGGACGAUGGCGGGUACGGGCAGGGCGAGCGGGGGGAGAUGGCAGAGGAGGGGGAGGAGGGGGAGGAGGGCGAGUGGGAAGGGCAGGGCGCGAGGGGCAAGGGGCGAGGGCACAGGGGUGGGGACUCGGGAGGGAGCUUCGACUUUGGGAUGGGCUUGCAGGGAGGGGCGCAGGGCGAGGAGGGCGAAGAGGAGGAGGAGGAGAGGCGUGAGGCAGAGCUUGCGAUGAGAGAGGAGGGCUUUGGGGAGGAGGGCUUUGGGGAGGAGGGCGAGUACGAGGAGGGGCUGGAAGGGCAUGGCAUGGAAGGUGAGAGGGUGGGUGAUGGGGAGGCGGAGUAUGGGGAUGAGUAUGCGGGCCACGGGAAGGAGGGGUUUGAGGAGGGCGACGAGUACGAUGAGGGCAGGGAGGGGCUUGGUGGGGAGGGGGAGACUGGUUUUCUGGAGGGGGACGAGGGGUAUGUGGAGGGCGAGGACGGGUAUGUGGAGGGCGAGGAAGGUUACGUGGAGGGAGAGGAAGGGUAUGAGGAGGAAGGGUUUGAAAUGGGGCAGGAGAGGUACGGAGCAACCGGGGAGGGGUACGAGGAAGGGGAGCACAUGCAUGGCGAGGGGCACGCGGAGCUUGAUGGCAGUGAGGGGCAGGACGAGUUUGAGCAUGGGGAGGGCAGCGAUGAGCAUGCUGGUGCUGGGGGUGCUUACAGGCGGGGAGGCGGGGAGUAUGAGGAGGAUGAUGGGGCGUAUGAGGAGGGGGGUGAAGAGGGGUACGAGGGAGAGAGGCACGGGGUGCAGCAUGGGGGCUUGGAGUAUGGGGAGAUGGAGGGAGGCGAGGGGGAUGAGUACGAGGGUCACCCAGAGGACGAGUAUGGACCGCCUGAGGAGCAUGCGUAUGGGCAGGCGGGCGAGGAGGACUAUGAUGAGUACCAUGAGGGGCAUGGGCAUGGGCAUGGGGAUGAGGAGGGGCAUGGAUAUGAGAUGGAGGAUGGUGAGGGCGAUGAGUACGGGCAUGGGGGGGCAGAGGAAGGGGAGGAAGGCGAGGGGCAGGGCAUGGAGGGCGACUCAGACGAGGGGCAGGCGGCGCCGUACGACCACGAGGACCACGAGUUCUACCGCACACAGGACCACCGCGACGGCCACGAUGGCCACGACGAGGGCGGCAACGACUGGCUGCUUCCUCCUGGUGGGCGGCGGGGCUCGUCGGAGCUGUACCGGGGGCGCAGCCUGGGGCGUAUUGACGAGCAGGUGGUGGCGGGGGCGGGCAAGCAGCGGUCUGACCUGCACCGCGGGGGCAGCCUCAACCAGCGCGACGGGUCGUGGCAUGCACAGGGCGGGCACGGCUCUCAGGGAGGGCUGCGCCGCGGGCUGCGACGUGGCGGCAGCCUGAACCAGCCGGACGGCGACUGGGUGCAGGCGGGGCAGCCCUCGGCGCACAGGGCGUCCUCCCUGCGGCGGGGGAGCAGCCUCAAGUGGGCAGAUGAGGAGGAAGCAAAGGGGAGAGGAGGGGGGAGUGGGGGAGGAGCUGGGGAGAGUGCGGAUGGAGGGAAGGGGAGGGAUUUGGUGAGGGGGCGGAGUCUGGGGAGGACGGACGGGGAGUGGAUGGACCGGCGGGUGAACCGACAGCUGGACGAGCUGAUCCACAAGGAGGGUGUGCGCAUCGAGAAUGGCGUGCCCUCCCGCUCCCGCUCCCUGGGGCCGGGCGUGUGGAGCAGCCAUGACAGGGAGGAGGGGGAGGAGGACGAUGGGCAGGGCGAGGGCGGCAGCGGCAGGGGCAUGCGUGGGCGCGGUGGUGGUGGGGGUGGUGCAGCGGAUCAGUAUGGCGAUCUUGGGCCGUUCAAGCCGCGCCCGCCGUCGCGAUCCCGGUCGUCGAUUCCGGCGGAGCAGAUGGCAUCGACGGGCCUGAGGGGGUCGCGAUCAAAGUCGCUGGGCAAGAACGUGACGUGGGCCCUGGAUGAGAAGCAGAGUGACCGUGAGAGGGAGGAGGGCAGUGGCAUGUGGGCGGAGGAGGGGGGCAAGUGGGGCGGCGGACGCAUUCAAGAGGAAGAGGAGGAUGGAGAGGAGGUGGGGGAGGAGGACAGGAGAGUACAGGAGGAGGAUGGGUAUGGCGGGCGGGAGAGGGACGAGGAGGAGUACUUGGAAACUCUGCAGGAGGAGGAAGGGGAGGGCGAGGAGGAGGAAGGAGAGGAGGGAGAGGAGGAGGAGGACGAGGAGGAGCAGGAGCGGGUGGCGAGCAUCAAGUUCCAGGCGUCGCGGUCACAGUCGCUGGGCAAGGUGGAGGCGCACUCCAUGGCUCUGGGGCGCAUGGCGUGGCACGCGGGCGGCCAGGGGUACGAGGAUGAGCGGGCGGAGGGCGGGGACGGGGGCGAGGAGCAAGGGGGGUGGAGGCGGGGAGGGGCGAGGGGCAAGGCGAAGCCGUCGCGGUCGCAGAGUGUGACGGCGACGGAGCUGCUGCGCGCACAGGUGGGCGCGGGCGGUGUGGGGAAGUCGGAUCUGCUGCGCACCGACUCUGUGUUCGCCAAGCUGGAGCAGCACCUGGUGCAGCGGCGCGGACAGGCGGGGUAUGGGCAGGGGGAUGACGGGGAGAUGGAGGGAGAGGAGGGUGUGGAGAUGGAUGGGGAGUAUGGCGCGGGGGAGGAGGGCGUGUAUGAGCGGGAGAGGGAGGACGGGGAUUGGGAUGGGGAAGGGGAGGAGCGGAUGGAGGGCGAGGAGGAGUAUGAGGAGGGGCGGCAGGAGGAUGGAUAUGGCGAUGGGGAGGAGAGGUACGGUGAGGGCGAGGGAUAUGGGGAGGAGGGUGAGGGGUAUGGGGAGGAGGGAGAGAGGUAUGGGGAGGAGGGCGAGAGGUAUGAGGAGGAGGGAGAGAGGUAUGGGGAGGAGGGAGAGAUGUAUGGGGAAGAGGGAGAGAGGUAUGGGGAGGAGGGAGAGCGGUAUGGGGAGGAGGGCGAGGGAUACGGAGAGGAGGGAGGGUUUGAGGGAGAGGGUGAGUAUGGUGAGGAGGAGGGGAGAUACGAGGAGGGCGAGAUGGGGGGUGGAGAGGCGGAGGAUGAGGAGGACGAUCGCGAGCGACAGAUGGAGAGGGAGAGAGAGCUGGCGCUGGAGAUGGCAGCCGAGAUGGAUGAACGGCUGGAGAUGCGCAUGGACGAGGAGCACGAGGGGAUCAAUGGCCUGGAUGGGUUUGAUGACGAGCUGGACGGGGAGGGCAGCCUGGAGUUUGAGGGGCAGGAUGAGGCGGGGUCGCAAGAGCACGUGCAGGAGCAAGAAUACGAGCAGGAGCAGGAGGAUGAGGGUGAAUACGAGCAUGAAGGGCAUGGCAUGGAUGGGCAUGAAGGAGAGGAGGGCCAUGGGGAUGAGCAGGGGGAUGGGCAUGGAGAAGAGUACGAGGGCGAGUAUGACGGCGAGCAGGACCACAUGUUGGCAGGCGGGGAGGGCGAAGGGCUGCUGGACGAGGUGGGUGAGGAGGUGCUGCACGCGUGGCGCCUGCCGUCCAUCGGCCCGCGCGCCCCCCUGGGGUUCAACCUGGACGCCAUGCACAUGCCGCCCUCGCCUGCUGGCAAUAGCCCCAUGGGCAGCCCCCUUGGCAGCCCCUUCGGGCACGGCGCCCUGAGCAGCCCCCUGGGGGGCUUUGGCUCCGUGGCAGGGGGGGAUGAGGGCGGGCGGGCCGAGGGGCAUGGCGGCAUGGCGCAUGGUGGCGAGCUGGAGCACGUGCAGGAGGGCGAGGGGGAAGGGGAGGGGGAGGGGUAUGGGGAGGGGGAGGGGGAGGGGUAUGGGGAGGAGGGACAAGGGGAGGAGGGGUAUGGGGAGGAAGGGCAUGAGGAGGAGGGGUAUGGGGAGGAGGGGUAUGUGGAGGAGGGGCAUGGAGAGGAGGGGUAUACGGAGGAGGGCCAUUUAGAGGAGGGGUAUGAAGGAGAGUUUGGUGAGGGCGAAGGGUAUUACGAGGAGGGGGGUGAAGGUGCUGGGGGGGAGUAUGGUGAAGGGCAGGAGUACCAUGAUGGGGAGGGGGGGUAUCAAGAGGUGGAAGGGCAGUACGAGGAGGGGGAGGGAGGAUAUGCGGAAGAGGGACAGCAGUUUGUGGAGCAUGAAGGAGGUGAAUAUGGGGAAGGUGAUUAUAACGAGGGUGAAGGGGAGUUUGAUGAGCAGCAGGAGUAUGAUGAGGGGCAGCAGUACGCAGCAGAGGGGCAGGGGCACGUGGCUGACGGGGAAGGGGGGUUCCACCCAGGCGAUGGGCAAGCAGAGGGCGGGGAAGGGGGCGGUGCUGAUGGGGAGUAUGGCAAGCAGUAUGAUGGGGAGCACUAUAACGAGGAUGAUGGAGGAGAGGGUGGGUUCGGUGGAUUUCAAGUGGGCGAGGAGGAGGGAGGGGAGGGAUGGGAGGGCGAGGAGGGAGGGCAGGGAGAGGGGUAUCCAGAUGGGGAGGGGUAUGGGGAAGGGGAGUACGGUGGUGAGGGGGGCUAUGACGGGCAUGCACAGGGGGGCCAGAUGGAGGGAGGGGAGUUUGAGGGCUUUCAAGGGCAAGGCGAGGAAGAGAGCGGUUAUCAGGAGGGGCAGUAUGGGGAGGGGGAGGGGGAGGGGCAGUAUGGGGAGGGGGAGGGACAGUAUGGGGAGGGAGAAGGACAGUACGGGGAGGGGGAGGGACAUUAUGGGGAGGGAGAAGGGCAAUUCGGGCAAGAAGAUGGGCAAUAUGGUCAGGAGGAGGGGCAAUUCAGGCAGGGAGAGGGCCAAUUUGGGCAGACGGAGGGGCAAUUCGGGCAGGGAGAGGGGCAGUAUGGCGAAGGGGAUUAUGGGAAGGAGGGUGAUUGGGGCGCAGGUGACUACCAUGAGGGCGAGGGUGAUUAUAACGAAACUCAGGAUGGGUAUGUGGAAGGUCAGAACCAGUUUACUGAGGAACACGGGGUGUAUGGGGAGGGGCAGUUUGAAGGGCAAGGGCAUUACGGGGAGCAAGGGCAGUACGGAGAGGGUGAGUACAGAGGAGGAGAGUACAGAGGAGGAGAGUAUGCGGGGGAGGGAGAGUAUGCAGAGGCAGGGGCGCAUGAUGGUGGACUGGGAAGCAGUCAAGGUUUUGCAGGUGAGCAGCAGCAGCAGUUUCAACAGCAGCAGCAGCAGCAGGAUUGGCAGGGAGGAGGAGGCGAGGGCAGUGGGGCAGGGGGCACGGGCGCCGGUGGGGAGCAGCUGGAUAGCACGUUCGAGUUCAUGCAGGGCGCGGUGGGGGCGCAUGAGGGAGGCGAGGGGCUGCAGGAGGGGCAAGGCGGGGAGGAGGACAUGGGACAGGACGAGGGAGAGUAUGAGGAUGAGGAAGAGGAAGAUGAGGGAGAGGAGGGUGAGGACGAGGAAGGUGAAGAGGAAGAGGAGGAAGAGGGGGGUGAUGAGGACGAGGAGGAAGGAGAGGAGGGAGAGGAAAGUGGCGGGUUUGCAUUUAAUGUUGCAGGUGAAGAUGCGGAGGAGGAAGAAGAUUAUGAGCUAGGAGAGGAAGGGGAGGAAGAGGAGGAAGAUGAGGAGGAAGAUGAGGAGGAAGAGGAGGAAGAUGAGGAGGAAGAUGAGGAGGAAGAGGAGGAAGAGGAGGAGGAAGAUGAGGAGGAAGAAGAGGAAGAGGAGGAGGAGGAGGAAGAAGAGGAGGGAAGUGAAGCGGAGGGUGUUAGUGAUGAGAACGGGGGAGAGGAGGAUGAAGAGGAGGAUGAGGAGGAGGAAGAGGACGAGGAUGAGCAUGAGGAAGAUGAGGAAGAUGAAGAUGAGGAGGAGGAGGAAGAGGAGGAGGGGGCGGUGAUCGACAUAUUUGGGACGGGCAUGGCGGAGGGCGGGUCGCAGGGUGUGGUGGGCGCGCUGGGGGGGUCCAAAGGGCUGGCCCUGCUGCUGCAACAGCAGCUUGCCGCCGCACGCGCCAAGGCCAUGGGGGGAGGCGAGGGUGGUGUGGUGGCAGGCAGCGAGGAGGAGAGUGAGCUCUCCACGCCCUAUGACACGGAUGCAGACCUCGAUACAUCGGACUCCAACACAUCAGGCAACCGCCGCACCGCCAUGCUGCACCACGCCGACCCCUCCGCCACCUCCGCCGCCGCUGCAGCGGGCAUGGGUGUGUUCCCGGCGUUGGGAGCCGGGCUGACAGCAGCCAGUGCAGCGCGCAGCAGCCGGUCGGGUGCAGCCACGGGUGCGGGUCGCGGUGCUGCCGGCACAUCACGGCGAGCGGCAGCAGCGGCACGGCAGCGGGGGGGGGCAGCGAGUGGGGCGAGGCUGACGGCAGAGUGUCUGCUGGGCGUGCUGUCGUUCCUCGACUCGCCUCACGACUGGAUCAGCUUCUCCUGUGUCUGCCGCGCCUGGCGCCAGGUGGCACACCAGGGUCUCACGCGGCUGAAGCUACCUAGGGGCAAGCGGGUGAACGCCAUGGGGCUGCUGAGGGCGCUCUCCUACUCGCGCACCCUGCACUCGCUGCUGCUGCCCUCCGCUGCCCUCGACGCGCCCGUCUCCGACGACUUCCUCUGCACCAUCGCCUACACGUGCCCGGCCCUCACGCACCUUGCCCUGGGCCCCGACCCCGACCUGGGCUUUGCGUACGGCCCGCACGGGCUCUCCACGCUCUUCAAGGGCUGCUCGCUGCUGCAGCGCCUCUCCAUUGAGGCCACCCCGCCCCGCACCGCCUUCUCCGGUGCUGCUGCUGCUGGGUCCGUGGUUUCGGGCAGCGAUUCGGCCAGUGGCAUACAGCUGAAGCAGCUGAUGAAGAUUCUUUUUGCCCCGGGCAGCUUGAUGCCGCCAGGGGUGGGUGCGGGUGCGGGGAGCGGGGAAGUGGGAGGGGCGAGUGAGGGCAGCACCAGCAGUCCUCUGCUCUUCGCUGCUGGCGGGGGCGCCAUGCCGCGCGGCUACCCUGGCGACGGCACUCCCAUGGGAGGGGCAGGCGCACAGGGAGGGGCAGCAGGUGCAGGAGCAGCAGGCCGGGGGAACAGGGCAUCUGACAUGGCGGGGAGCAUAAUAGGCGGCACCAUCACGGGCACCAUAGCGGAUGGGCUCAUAGGAGCCGCCAGCGGCAGCACCUCCCUCGUCGGCCGCAUUGCCAGCAGCGCUGCAGGCGCCCUCAUCUCCGACAGCUGGCGCUCUCUGGUUGGUGGGGACGCAGCGGGUGCGGGGACAGGAGCGGGGGGGAGAGGCGGGUGGUGGACGCCACAGACGGGCAUCAUGCCGGGCCUCUCCCACUCCUCCACCUCCGCUGCUCCCACUGCCUACGGCCUGGGAGGGCUGUUCAGCAGCUUCGGCAGCAGCAACACUGGCAGCAGGGGCGGCAUGGGCGGGCUGCCAGCGGGGGUGAGCAAGAGCGUGGCGGAGCUGCUGCACGACUCCGUGCCAAUCCGCCUCGCCACGCCCGCCAAGUCCAACCUCCUCCUCCACUCCUCCCCUGACCUGGGCCGGUCCAAUCUCAGCCCUGCGCGGGCCAGGCCUGCAGGUGUGGCGUUUGGGUCAGGGGCGUGGGCGGUGUGUGGCAGCGUGGGGAAGAGCAGCAGCGAGGGCGGCCUAGCAGGGAGACCGGGGAUGGGAGGUGGGGUGUCAGGAGCUAAGACAGGAGGAGGGAUGGGAGGAGCAGGGGAGGAGGGCGAGGCACAGGGGGUGGUGACUGUGAUAGACAUCCCUGAGUCGCUGGGGCUGCUGCAGCACCUGCGCCAGCUGUCGCUGCACAUCAACAACCCGCGGCAGCAGGUGCGCCUGCCCGACUCCAUCGGCCGCCUCUCCCUGCUGCACGACCUGCACCUCGCCUUCCCCCUGCCCGCCUUCGUGCCGCCCUCCCUGUGGUCGCUGCCGUCGCUGCAGCGCCUGUCCCUGGCGGGGUGGAAGGGCCUCGCCUUCCUGCCCAACUGCCUGGACGACCUCUCCAGCCUGCGCUCGCUGCACCUGCGCUGCCACGACCUGCUCGACCUCCCGCCCUCUGCCGCGCGCCUGCAGCACCUCACAGAGCUGCUGUGGGAGACACCGCGCCGUGGCAAGGACCAUGGGGAUGCUGUUGGGGGUGGAGGUGGGGGUGGGGGUGGGAGUCUGUUUGGGGAUCACUACCAGCACCAGCAGCAGCAGCAGCAGUCGCUGGAUAGUGCGUCGGUGCCGCCAUCGCUGGGUCUGUUCACGCAGCUGCAGCACCUCACGCUGCGCAACGCCACCUUCCUGCCGGACGACCUGCAGCUGCUGGCACCCAGUCUCACGCACCUGCAGGUGUGGGGCGCCCACGGCCACCUGCGCUUCCUCCCGCACUCGCUGCUGCGCCUGCGCCGCCUGCACCACCUCGACCUGCGCGGCGCCUUCUCCCUCGUGCCACCUGGCAUCGGCUGCCUCAAAGAGCUGACUCAGCUCUGCCUCGUCAGCGGGUCGCUGGAGAGCCUGCCGCCGUCCAUGGCUGAGCUGGCGAGCCUGGAGGAGCUGCGAUUGGACGGGUGCUCGGGCGAUCUGCAGCUGCCCGACAUGCUCUUUGCCCGCCUCAAGCGCCUGCGCUCACUCUCCCUGCCCACCAAUGCCGCCUCCACUGUGCCGCGCGGACUCACCCUGCUCACCUCGCUCGCCUCCCUCUCCAUCGAGUGCUCUGCCUCCGUCCCCAUACCCCAACCAGCCGCCGCUCUUGCCAUCCCCGACCCCCUGCCGCUCACGCCUCCACCGCCCCCAACACCUGCCGCUGCCAUCUUCAGCGCCCUCGCUGCCUCCUUCUCCCCACCACCACCUUCUCGAUCCCGCUCGCCACACCGCUCCCCCUCACCCAUCCCCUCCAUGACCCCCCUCCCUCCUCCCUCCUCUCCUCUCACCGACUCCUGGGACCCAUCCCGCCUGCCGCCUGCACCCACCGCCCUGCCGUCCACAUCGGUGCUCCCUCUGGCCUUUGGCUCGCUGGCCAGUCUGCGCUCACUGCGUCUGCUGUGCCCGCACGUCACGGCCCUGCCGCCCACCUUCGUGGCGCUGCCCCGCCUGGAGGACCUGCAGCUGCGCUUCUCGGGGUCGCUGCCGCGCUCCUUUGGCGCGCUCACAUCGCUGCGCUCGCUCGUGCUCGACAGCCCCAAGCUCUACGCGCUGCCCGAGUCCAUUGGCAACCUCUCCCUGCUCACCUCACUCACGCUCGCCUGUGCGCACCUCACCCUGCUGCCCGUCUCCAUCGGCCAGCUCACAGCGCUGCGCUCGCUCAAGAUCCUCCAGUGCCACUGCCUCGAGUCCCUCCCCUCCUCCCUCUCUGCCUUGGCCAGCCUCUCCCUCCUUGACGUCUGCUGUGACAAUCUCAACUGGCUGCCCGUGUCGUUUGGCCGCCUGUCUGCACUGGAGGAGCUAUCCCUGGCAAGCAAGAACCUCACGCAGCUACCCGAGAAUUUUGGGCAGCUGCAGCACUUGCGCCUGCUGCGGCUCGACUGCCCGGCGCUUCAGAACCUGCCCGCAACGUUUUGGCAGCUGCCGGGGUCUAGCUCUGACUGUCCUCGCCCCACCCUUCCUCGAGUGGUUGUCCCUACCUUUCCCGAGCGUAACCGCCCGCAGGGACAGACCAAGCGCAACGCCGAUGCUGCCCCGCCAAGUCCUCGCCACCGCAUGAUGAAACGCCAGCGGAAUGCCAUCACCGCGAAGGAGAAACUCCACUGGUUGAAGAUGCAAGACUCCCAGCCCGACCUCUCUAAUCGCGUGCUGGCGAAACUCGCGAACGUGCAGCCCUGCCAGAUCCGCGAAUGGAAGAAGAUGCGGGAGCGGCUGGAGGUCGCUUCCAGCUGCCGCCGUCGCCUCCUGGGGCAGGGGCGCAAGUCCAAGUACCCGUUCAUGGAACGGGCUGUCUACCGCCAGUUCCUGAAGCACCGGGCGAAGGGCCUUGCCGUCACGGUCAGCAUGCUCCAGAAGUGGAGCGCCAAGUACAUGAAGCACAGGAUGCACGUGGUCAACUGGCACGCUUCGUUCCGGUGGGCGACUCGUUUCCGCGCGCGCUGGCAUUUGGCGAGGCGGGUGAAGACGAAGAUGGGACAGAAGCUGGCUGCGGGUAAGUGA